AGAAGACGGCUCGGCCCGAACGAGUCGGAAGCAAAAAUACAAAUACCAAAAUAACUUUGAAUAAAUAAUAAGUUUAUACAUGGCUUGGAGUACUAUGUUAUGCAUUUGUCGGCGGACAUAUAACGUCGUGUCAGCUUCGCGAAUAAAAACAUUAGUGGUGGAAUACUCAACCAGUAGAACUUUGGUUGAAGUUGGAAAACUGGAAACACCAAAAAUUCAAGGCAAAUAUGAUGCUGGGCAGCUUUUCCUUCAUCGUGUUUUUGGCUACAGAGGUGUCAUUCUUUUUCCUUGGUCAGCUAGAGUUUAUGACCGUGAUAUUUUGGCUAACAAGAAAGCCACAAAAACUCCUGAUUCUGAUGUUAAUACCUCCAGUCAAAUUGGCAGAGAAGUUAAAGGCCGAAAUCACAUGUAUUAUCAGGUGCUUAUUGAUUCCAGAGACUGCCCUCAUAUUAGAGCACAAACAGAAGCAGUUACAUUUUUAGGUCAACAAGAAAACAGUAAAUCACUUUAUGCUAUUCCUGGCCUGGACUAUGUUGCUCAUGAAGAUCUUCCUUACCGGACCACCGAGCAUCAGCCUCUUUGCCAUGAGCUGUUUGAAAAAUUCCUAAUGCCUGAUCCGGAUAAAGAUCCGCCGUUCGAAGCAAGAGAGACGUUACGGGCAUGGCAAGAAAAAAAUCAUCCGUGGCUGGAAUUGUCAGACGUCCACAAGGAGACGACAGAGAACAUUCGUGUGACGGUCACGCCCUUCUACAUGGGAUGCCGCGAGUCGCAGAGUUCUACAGUCUUUUGGUGGCGGUACUGCAUUCGACUUGAAAACUUAGGAGAACUGUCGGUACAGUUACGUGAGCGGCAUUGGCGUAUUUUCAGUCUUUCAGGCACUUUAGAAACCGUUAGAGGAAGAGGAGUUAUUGGACAGGAACCAGUGCUGUCACCUCAACUACCCGCUUUUCAGUACAGCAGUCAUAUCUCCCUUCAAGCACCAUCAGGGCACAUGUGGGGAACUUUCCGUAUGGAGAGAGAGGAUGGACAUACAUUUGACUGUCGCAUUCCUCCCUUUUCUUUGGAAAGUAAGAACGAGGAUAAUAAUUUACCAACUGGCGGGGUUUAAUAACGGCGUUCAUUUGACUGAAUGACAAAUUCUAUAUGAAACACGGAAGUUACUUUUGGCCUUUUAGUUUCUUUUCUAGGAUUAUCAAAGAUCUUCGUCCUCCUAAAACGCGUCGAGUUUUUUUAUUAUUUGAAAAUUGAGUUUUGUUCACGAAGAGUUUUCAUUUAUUGCCGCGGCCAUUAUACGUUCUCUAUGCAUUCAUUCGUCUUCCUCAAAGUCGACGUCCGCUGGGCACUACAAUACAGAUAAAUGGAGCGCAUCAUUGAACGACGGAAUUUCGCGGAAAAAAUGUCAAAAUAAUGGACUUACGUAAAAAUCAAUGUAACAGUUGUGAUUAUCUUCUACUUUGAUCAUGAACUGAAAACAAAGUAGUCCCGUAUCGUCUAUGCGUAGCGAUACCUUUUGCGCUAUUCCAAGUGGUCUGAUAGAUGGUUUCAUCAAGGAAAGCUUAUAUCUAAAGUUCAAAUGUUCUUAAUACACUAUUCAAGAUUUUAAUAA
This is a messenger RNA of Daphnia carinata, 1606 nucleotides long. RefSeq names its product polymerase delta-interacting protein 2-like (gene POLDIP2). Gene Ontology annotation, molecular function: DNA binding. Gene Ontology annotation, biological process: error-free translesion synthesis. The record is from RefSeq and is a predicted model, not a curated record. Gene Ontology annotation, cellular component: nucleus; mitochondrial nucleoid. Lineage: Eukaryota; Metazoa; Arthropoda; Branchiopoda; Diplostraca; Daphniidae.